CGAAAGGUCCCUCACUUAGUCAAUGUUUACUCAACAACACCAUCAUGGAAAUCAGAAGAUGUCAUCUAACUCAAAGCUUACAGCAUGCUUUUCUGUUAAAGGAUGAUGCACGAAGAAUAUGAAGAAAUGGAGUUAGAUUCACCUAAAACGCCUCUGUUCAAAUUCAUCAGAAGUAAGAUGACGUACUCUGGAAAUGACAUCAGUCUGAAUAAAAAUGACGAAAUCCGGAUUAAAAAUCGUGAUGAACCGAACGCUUUACCUCUAGGAGAUCGGAUAAAUCUACGUAAGGAGUAUAUACAACGCAGACGCUGGAUUGUUGAUUUAGAAUUCGUCUUUGCGAUGGCUGGUAUAAUUCUGAUGAUGAUUGAAACAGAGCUGUACAUCAGUCACAACAUAGCCAAGACUAGUGUAAUAUCUCUGGGAAUAAAGUGUAUUAUCUCCGUCACAACAGCUGCACUGCUGGUCACUAUCUGUAUCAACUACUACACAGUGGUACAGAUCAAAGUUUUAGAUGUCGGUGUGAAAGAUUGGCGGUCAGUAAUUACGACAUGGAUGGUUUGCAGUUUACUUCUAGAAAUCAUUGUGUGUUCUCCACAUCCGUUUCCUGGUGACUAUAACAUCGUGUAUACGUCCCCUGGCGGAAACCAACGAUUGGUCAGCAUUGACGCGGUAUUAUCCAUUCUAAUGAUGACCAGGCUGUAUUUGGUUGGGAAGUUUGCCGUUGUGCACAGCCGGCUGUUGACCGACACGUCCACUAGUAGUAUAGGAACAUUGAGUAAGGUGAAAAUCAACACCAAGUUUGUCUUCAGGGCUGCCAUGACAAAUAGACCGGGCAUGUUGAUUUUCCUGGUCAUGGUGAUCACAUUCCUUGUAAACACGUGGGCGAUGAGAACUUGCGAGAUUUACUACGAACCAGUAAACAGUAAGAACACUUAUUUAGAAACCAUGUGGCUGGUCGCCAUCACCUUCCUGACAGUCGGGUAUGGUGACGCCACGCCUAGUAGCUACUGCGGAAGAUACAUCUCAAUAAUCACGGGCAGUAUGGGUGUGGUGACGACAGCUCUUCUCGUUGCAAUGUUGGCGAGGAAUCUUGAACAGUCUCGACAAGAAAAAUAUGUAUUUAAUUUCGUAUCGAGGAUGCAGAUUGAGAGCAGAAAGAAAAAUGCCGCCGCCAAUGCCAUUAAAAACGUUUUAAAGAUAUGGACUCUGAAAAAACAUGGCGAAGGUCAAAGUAAAGACGUGCGGAAAUAUACUGAUCGCUUAAAGCACGCCCUGAAGGAAAUAAAUAUUGCGCGAGAUGAAAUGGAUCAUAUUGGUGACGGAAUGCUGGGAAUGGUGGAUGUGGCUCACACUGUAGACCGGAUAGGGACGGUAGUGGACAGGAACUUUCACGGACAGAAUAAACUAGAGAUGAGAAUUAACUCCCUUGAUAUGCGGCUCUCUAACAUAGAAGACAAACUUAACGAAAUCCGAACGCUUUUGUCUGCAAAGUUUAGGUAGAUUUGUUUAAUGUAUACACGAGAGCCUAUUCGGUUCAUUUUGAGAAGCAAAAUAAAAAUAUCUAUCUCGUUAAAACGCGAUAAUUAUCUCGUUAAAACGCGUUAGUUAUCUCGUUAAAACGCGUUAGUUAUCCCGUAAA
Pecten maximus is the source of this 1639-nucleotide messenger RNA. RefSeq names its product small conductance calcium-activated potassium channel protein 2-like. The transcript has 2 exons. NCBI's taxonomy places the organism in Eukaryota, Metazoa, Mollusca, Bivalvia, Pectinida, Pectinidae. The coding region runs from base 103 to 1500 and encodes 465 amino acids. Gene Ontology annotation, biological process: potassium ion transmembrane transport. Gene Ontology annotation, cellular component: neuronal cell body; plasma membrane; neuron projection. Gene Ontology annotation, molecular function: small conductance calcium-activated potassium channel activity; calmodulin binding. The record is from RefSeq and is a predicted model, not a curated record.